AUGAUCCCUCAAGCCGUGCUCCUCGCCCUCGGCGCCCUCGUCGGCACCGCCACCGCUGCGGCGGUCCCCAAGGUGGCCGUGUCGCCGCGGGACUUCCUGAACCCCGGCCAGCUCCGCUGUCUCUGGACGGAGCAGGACCACGCCGACCUGGGCUGCCUGACAAGCCUUGGCGAGUGGACCACCAACGAGGCCGAAUGCGGCACCUUCGUGGGCUCCUGGAACAGCAACACCACCUUCUUCCUCUCCUCGCCGGAUUCGGGCAGCUGCGGCCUCGACGGCAGUUUCUUCAAGUGCGGCCGCGACGGCGUCAAGCCGUUCAACUUUGGUACUUGGGGACGAGAAGGGCCGGUGCCCGGCCGCGACAUCCUCAGGGCCGGCGAAUAUGCUACGUUUGCCUCCGAUUCGGCCAACGCCCCGCCGGCGUCCGGGGACCCGCCCCUCGACAUCCACAUUUACAUGGGCAUCGAGCCGGGCAAGUGGGUGUUCUUGGGCUGGAAGGACCUGUAG
This is a messenger RNA of Thermothielavioides terrestris NRRL 8126, 507 nucleotides long. RefSeq lists its product as uncharacterized. The record is from RefSeq and is a predicted model, not a curated record. The transcript has 2 exons. The coding region runs from base 1 to 507 and encodes 168 amino acids. NCBI's taxonomy places the organism in Eukaryota, Fungi, Ascomycota, Sordariomycetes, Sordariales, Chaetomiaceae.